UUUCAAAUGCAUGACACCAAAAAGUGUCAUCGCUGCAGGUCCUAACAGACUGUUGAUCAGAGAUAACAUAUAGGGCGACAGCAAUGUGGCCCCUGGUUGCGGCCUCACUGUGACUGAUGAUGAUGCCAUCUUAGUGUUUUAAUGUUCUCGGGUUGAUUCGAUCCCCUGGACUCUCCAACAGGAACAUCUGUUCUCAGUACAAAUAAGCGCCACCGCACCCUGCUUAGACCCUGUUUUCCUACACAGUUGCCAUUUUGCCUCUUGUGUCUCUGUGUUUCCUCUCCUGAGGUGAGUUCUGCGAGUGUGUGUGGUGGUCUUCAUGGUGGUCAUGGUUCCCUGAAGCUGGGGCUUUCCAGCCAAUUCAGUGAUUUCCCCAAAUCACUCCAUCUUCUAUUCUCCUCCUCCUCUCUCUUUUUUUCCUUCCUCCCCUCUUAUCCAGCCCACUCAGCACUCCUCCCUUCAUAUGCUUCUCGUUUGUUGGGGAGUUUGUCAGUCUCACAGGAUCUAUAUUUCCAUCUAUGUUUGGAAGAAGUCAUCUGAAACCCCUGCAGCGGUUUUACCUGCUCGUGGAUGACAGUCGUUGGAGUUAAAGGCGGCUGCAACCACUUCACCUACAGGUGAUGGUGCUGAUGUUCUGUGUCCGGCGAGGAUGUGAUUGUGAUGACUCGGGCAAUGUGAGGAAGACUGUGGCUGAAAGAAAGUGUUCCUUGAGGUUUACCUAAACCCUGCAUUAGUGGAGAGACCACAGUAACCACCUCCAGAUGUUUGGGAGCACAAUCUGACUGAUUAUUUACUACAAGACCAACGAACAUCGCCCUCUUCACAUCAUAAGGUUUUACUCUUUGCUCCUUCAGCGAUGCCCAAGUUAAUGAUUAAUCUAAGUACAGACGCUUAAUUGCUAAGGCCAAGCCCCGUUUAUGGGAGGGAGGUUUCUUGGACGUGCACUGAUCAGUCAUUGCAGACCGGAGCUCACGGACUCAUCAGACUCGUCUCUACCAGUCAAGCAACAGGACCUUCAGGACUGAGCAGAGGAAGCAGCCGCCAUGCCGAAACAGCUCCACAUAUCCAAGGCUAUUGCCGCCACCUUUGUCGUCCUGACCGUCUCCGCCAUCGCCGGCCUCGUCACCAUGAUCAUCAUGUACCAAAGUGAGCUCUCUACGAUGGAUCCAACAGCCCCUCCGACCAUCCCGUCCACCACCACGGCACCGCCGCCCGUCAUGCGGCUGCCGAAGAACCUCAUACCUGAGAGCUACGAGGUCGUCCUCUGGCCUCGCCUCUACACCCAAAUCAUUGAGGUGAUCAACGUCACCAGUCCCAACCAGACGAUGCUCUUCACUGGAAACUCCACCGUUAACUUCCACUGUGUCCAGAAGACCAGCACCAUCUACCUCCACAGCAUGGAACUGAAUGUGUCUGACGCCAAGGUGAAGAACAGAGACAAUAAUCAGGAUAUCGAUGUUACCUCAACGUACUAUCACAAAGACCAAAGCGACUUUCUCGUGGUGGAGUUGAACACUGCGUUGAUGGCAGAAGGAAACUACAGUUUGUUUCUGUCUUUCCAUGGAGAGAUAUCAGACGCUCUCGAAGGGCUGUAUGUGAGCUCCUAUAUCGAAGAGGACGAUGAAGGUGAUCCAAAUGCAGAGAGAUUCCUUGCCGCCACCAACCUUGAGCCGACAUUGGCCAGGAGAGUGUUUCCUUGUUUCGAUGAGCCAGAAAUGAAGGCUGUGUUUCAUGUGACCAUCAUCCACAGGCAAAACACAAUAGCUCUGGGAAAUGCAGAAAGAUACUCCACUAACACUCACGAUGGUUGGCAAUACACUCGUUUUAAUCCAACACCGAGGAUGUCAACAUACUUGUUUGCCUUCACCGUUUCAGAGUUUGAGUCAAUCCCCUCCGCCCAUGAACGUGUGAAAAUUAAAACUUUUGCUCGUCCUGAGGCUAUUAAAGCUGGACACGCCAGUUACGCAGCCAACAUCACCGGAAAGAUCCUCACCUUCUACGAGAAACUUUUUGGGAUAGAUUACACACAGAAAAAGCUAGAUCAAAUUGCACUGCCAGACUUAAAUCCUGCAGCGAUGGAAAACUGGGGGCUGAUCACAUACCAGGAGGGAGGCCUGCUCUACGAGGAAGGAGUGUCCUCUUUAUUACACAAGGAAGUGAUCGCUACUCUCAUCGCACAUGAAAUCGCACAUCAGUGGUUUGGAAAUCUGGUGACGAUGAAAUGGUGGAAUGAAAUCUGGCUGAACGAGGGCUUUGCCACCUACAUGACCUACUUUGCAGUGGAUCACGUUGAGCCUUCAUUCAAUGUAAAAGACACAUUUAUCUUGAGUAGCCUCCACGAGGCAUUUGAGGAGGAUGCUCUGGCCUCGUCCCAUCCUCUCAACCCUCCACCGCAAGAUAUCCAGACAACGUUUGAGAUCAUCCAGAUGUUUGAUUCUAUAACCUACAGUAAGGGGGCAAUUGUGCUGAGAAUGCUGGCAGACGUCGUGGAGGAAAGAGUUUUCAACAAAGGAAUCAGGAUGUACCUCCGGGACUUUAGCUUCAAAAACACUGAUGAGAGCAACCUCUGGGAUUAUAUACAAGAGGCUGUAACUGAGGAUGGCGGUCACACCAAGGUCGCCAAAAUGAUGGACACCUGGACCAAUCAAAUUGGUUAUCCUGUCAUCACCAUCAACACGACCAAUGGGGAGAUCUACCAGAAGCGCUUCCUCUUCAAUGACACUUCUGAAUCCAGUCUUUGGUGGGAGGUCCCGAUCAGAGUCAUGUCCAAUACGACUGGAACUCAAUUGACCUGGUUAAGGACCCCCGGCCCAGAAACGAUGGACAAAUUCCUCUCAAAGCACGGAGAGUGGAUCCUGGCAAACGUCAACUGCACUGGAUACUACAGAGUCAAUUACAACCCGGAGAACUGGGACGCACUCCUGACUCAGCUGGAAACAAACCCACAUCGGAUCCCACUGAUGAACAGAGGGCAGCUGGUUGAUGACGCAUUUAACUUGGCAAGGGCCAAACUUCUCAACGUGGCUCUGGCUCUGAAUUCAACCCGCUUCCUUCGCCGUGAGAAAGCGUACCUUCCCUGGGAGUCAGCUGUUAGAAACCUCGAGUACUUUGUCCUCAUGUUUGACCGCACUGAGGUGUAUGGACCCAUGCAGGCGUACCUCCGGGAACAGGUUAGGGAACUGUACGGCUUCUUCAAGAACUACACAGAGCACUCACAAGUCCCAGAGGACCACUCUUUACAGUACAACCAGAUCCUCGCCAUAGAGGUGGCAUGUUCCAAUGGACUCCCAGAAUGCGUGGAGAUGGUGCAACAGAUGUUUGCUUUCUGGAUGAAAAACAACACCAACAUAAUCCACCCCAACCUGCGGUCUGUCAUCUACUGCCAAGCUGUGGCUUAUGGUGGGAAGGCAGAGUGGGAGUUUGCCUGGAAGAAGUAUCAGAGUUCGAGCGACAUCUCAGAGAAAGACCAGCUCCGCAAAGCUCUGUCCUGCACCAAGACGAUCUGGCUGCUCAACAGAUACCUGGAGUACACCUUGGACCCUGAGAAGAUACGUCUGAUGGAUGUUGCUUCCACUAUAAACUACAUAAGCGAGAACGUGGCGGGGCAGGCGCUGGCCUGGAACUUUAUCAGAGGACACUGGGAAUAUGUCAGUCAGGGGGAUGCAGCCACGGUGAUUGAGGGAGUGACCAGCAGGUUCUCGACACAGUUUGAACUAGAGGAGCUGGAGCGGUUUGCCACUGACUAUGCUCUGGAUUCUGCUACCAGGGCAGUGUACCAGGCCAUAGAGCAAACCCAAGUCAACAUCGAGUGGGUCGGCGAGAACAAAGACGUUAUACUAGAGUGGUUUGAAAGUCAAUCGUCUUCGUAGAGUGAAAAAAAAAAAAAAAAAAACGUGGAUGUUCCACCUUCUCUUGAUCCACAGAACAAGAACUGAUCAUGAUUAAUUUUCUGGUCUAUUUUUCGCGGGAAAAUGAUCUGGAAAAAUAAUCCAUGAAACAAGAGAUUCAUUUCGAGCAAAAACUGAUACAUGCGGAGAAAUGUGGCAGUAAAAAAAAAAGCAGUGUUUAUGUACAGCAUACACGCAUAUACAUUAUUUAUACAGUAUAUUCAAUGAAAAUGGGCAAAGUAACAAGAUUUUUACUCCUCUGUUUGUGAUUUUGCACAUGAUGCUGAUACAGCAUCAAUUUUAUAAUCAAAGUUUGAACUGCUUACAGUGGGGAAAAUGGAUUGAAGCUUCCAUUUGGAUUGAAGUUCAUGGCAAAUAUGAAUUUGGUGGAAAAACAGCUCAAAUUUGAUGCUGCUACUUUCCUGACCAGUCAAAACCAAAGGACAUAACCUCAUCUGUUUGUUUUAGUAAACAUGUCAAUAUGUGUAUUAUAUAUGUUUUAAUCAAUGAACCAAAUUAUUCUUGUACGUCGCUGAAAUUGUUAUUUUUAAUAAUAAAACAUCAACAUCAUGUUAAA
Messenger RNA from Seriola aureovittata, 4464 nucleotides. It is a transcript of the gene anpeplb, whose product is annotated as alanyl (membrane) aminopeptidase-like b. The record is from RefSeq and is a predicted model, not a curated record. The coding region runs from base 1044 to 3869 and encodes 941 amino acids. The transcript is spliced from 20 exons. Lineage: Eukaryota; Metazoa; Chordata; Actinopteri; Carangiformes; Carangidae. Gene Ontology annotation, biological process: peptide catabolic process; proteolysis. Gene Ontology annotation, cellular component: cytoplasm. Gene Ontology annotation, molecular function: peptide binding; zinc ion binding; metalloaminopeptidase activity.